Molecule: messenger RNA, 1188 nt
Organism: Marmota flaviventris (yellow-bellied marmot)
Lineage: Eukaryota; Metazoa; Chordata; Mammalia; Rodentia; Sciuridae
Source: RefSeq, a predicted model, not a curated record
AUGGCUACGCUUUCAAACCUAACACUUUCUGGGAAAGUGCUAACAAACCCUAACAAUGGGGGAAAGCUGGCUUUUCUGGAUAUGUCUCUAGAUGACAUUAUAAUCCUUAAAAGGAUAGAAACUACCUGUGUGGAAGACAUCAAGAAUAAAAAACAGAACAAUAAAAAACCUACAGCUUCAAAACGGCGAUCAAAUGCUCGUAGACAACGCAGGCAGAAAGGGUGCACAAAAUUCCAAAACAAGCUUGACGAAAAAGUUGAUGAUCAAAAAUCACAAGAAGAACCUUCUGGAGCAAAGUCUGGACAAAGCCCUUUAAGUAAGCAGCCUUCAAUUGAGCAGGAGAAGUGCAAUGACAAUAAUAAGACCCAAUCAGAGAGGAAUCAAGGCCAAUCAGAAGAAAAACAGCAUCAAUCAGAAGGAAAUCGAGGCCACUUAGAGAGAUCUCAUAGCCGAUCAGUAAGAUCUCCUGACAAAUCCAAGAGAUCUCAUGGUCAAUCAGAGAGAUCUCGUGGCCAAUCCGAAAGAUCUCGUGACCAAUCAGAGAUAUCUCAUGGUUGCUCAGAGGGAUCUCAUGGUCGCUCGGAGGGAUCUCGUGGUUGCUCGGAGAGAUCCCGUGGUCGCUCGGAGAGAUCCCGUGGUCGUUUGGAAGAUCUCGUGGUCAUUUGGAGAGAUCUCGUUGCCGCUUAGAGAGAUCUCAUGGUCGCUCAGAGAGAUCUCAUGGUCAUUUGGAGAGAUCUAAUGGUCAUUCAGAGAGAUAUCAUGAUCAUUCAGAGAGAUAUCAGUCAAUCAGGGAGAUCUUAUGGCCAAUCAGAGAGAUAUCGAAGAUAUUCACCAGGAGGAAGAUUCAAAUCAUCACCGGAAACUGAGUCCGAAUUUGACAGGUGCCUAAACGCGCAAUCAGACAUGGAAGAGAUAGAACCGAGAUUCAAGCAACUGAAGAUCGACCCGGAGAAGCCCCCAUUCAAAAGGAAGAGAUAUCAAAAAAAGACAAAGAGAAACCAGAUUGACUCAGCCAAAAAGCUGAUUUCAUGGGAAGACGUGAAGAAGCUAACAACACAAGCUUCCCUAAUAAUUCGACUCCUAGGAAAAAACAGGACCCCAGUCUUGAUGGUAUCGAUAGUAAUUGCCCUGCUGGGCUGUCAGGAUGGCGAGUCUUCGAAACAAGCAUGCAGAAACUCAAAAGAGUGA